Molecule: messenger RNA, 5611 nt
Organism: Thecamonas trahens ATCC 50062
Lineage: Eukaryota; Apusomonadida; Apusomonadidae
Product: TATA-binding protein-associated factor 172
Exons: 2
Coding region: 1-5595 (1864 amino acids)
Molecular function (GO): ATP-dependent chromatin remodeler activity; ATP hydrolysis activity; TBP-class protein binding
Source: RefSeq, a predicted model, not a curated record
AUGGCAGAGACCCAUCUCGACCGACUGCUCACCCUUCUCACCACAGGCUCACCGCUCCUCACAUCGCCAGAGUGGGAGACACGGACGGCAGCUGGUGCUGCCAUGGGUGCCCUGGCUGAGGCUACUCCGCCGUGGAACCCGGUCAUCAUUCCGCCGUCGGCUGCCGGCGCUUCCUCGUCGUCGGUCGAAGAUCGCCCUUCCGCCGACUCGCGCCUGCUCUCCUUUGACUCGUUUGAUAUUGACGCCGUCCUCGCCAACGCCCGCCCGCUUGCCGGCUCGGCCGGGCAAGAGUACGACCUCGACCCCCGCUCGCUCUCUGCCAAUCGCGCCACCCGGCUCGCUGCCGCCCGGGAGGCGCUCAACAUGCGUCUCGGCCUCGGCGAUAGCACCAUCGGCGGCGACAUGUUCGCAGACAUGAUUGCCGACGACGAUCUGGAGAUGAAGGCGACGACGCAGCCGGCGGGCUCCUCGGCCAGCUCCGCCCCGGCCGCCGAAGAGGUCAUCGCCGACCUCGAUGGGCUCUCGGCCCGCGAGCGGAACCAGCUCAAGCGCGACGCCCGCCGCAAGCGCGCCCGCGAGACCGGCGCCGUCUCGUCGGUCAUGGCUCCGCCGACAAAAAAGACCAAGAAGCUCGCCCGCAAACGCGCUGUAGCAGGCAACAAGAUCGUGGUCGAGGCUGUUGAUGACGACGACCCGGCCGCCACAGAGUGGGAACAAUACGCCACGCCCGAGUGGCCGUUUGAGCCGCUCACCGACGAGCUCCUCUACGACAUCUUCAACGACCGCUGGGAGACGCGCCAUGGCGCCGCCGCCGCCCUCCGCGACAUCCUCAAGCACCAUGCCGCUACGGCGGGCAUGCACAACGGCGUGAGCCCGGCUGCAAACGCAGCCCUCCAUGCCGCAUGGGUCGAAGACACCGCUCUCCGCCUCUUCUGCGUCCUCCUCCUCGACCGUUUCGGCGACUACGUCUCUGGCCUCGUCGUCGCUCCCGUCCGUGAGACCGUGGCUCAGACCAUGGGUGCUCUUGUCGCCCACAUGGUCGACGACAACGUCCCGCGCUUUGUCUCGGCCCUCCUCGCCCUCCUCGACCAUCCGCACUGGCAAGUCCGCCACGGCGGCCUCCUCGGCAUCAAGUACGUCGUCCUCGUUCGCAUGGACCUCGUCGCCGCCUGGCUUCCGCUCAUCCUCCGCCCGGUCAUGCGCCAUCUCUCCGAUGGCGAAGACGACGUCCGCGCUGUCGCGGCGCAGACCCUCGCCCCGCUCGCCUCCCACAUCGUCGACGCCUUCCCGCGCCUCGUCGGCCCUCUCCUCUCCGUCCUCUGGGACGCCCUUCUCUACCUCGACGACCUCACCGUCUCCACCGCGGCCUCGCUCGAGCUCCUCGCUGCCACCUACGCCGCUGCCCCGCCUGACUCGGACUUUAAGCUGUACAACUACGACGAGACCGCCGAUCCGGCCGCAGCCGCGGCCGCGGACAUUGCCGCCGCCGGCUCGGCCGAGUCGAGCCACAUGCUCCAUGGCGCGCCGCCGGCCCGCCUCGCGCACCUCAUCCCGCGCCUCUUCCCCUUUCUCCGCCACAACGACGCCGCCGUCCGCACCGCCACCCUCACCACCCUCUCCACCCUCCUCUCUCGCUCGUCCGGCGCAUGGCUCUCCGCAGAGACCUGCAUGGGUCCGCUCUUCCGCCUCCUCUUCCAGAACAUGCUUCUCGAGACAAAGCCGUCGCUCGUCGCCGCCUCGCGCAAACUGUGGUCCGCUCUCCUCGCCCUCGACGACUCGGCCGCCUUUAUCGUCUCGGUCACCUCGCCGCACCUGCUGGCGUGGACAAAGCUGCUUGUCACGCCGUCGGGCACCCAGCUCGACGCCUCGCUCCUCCUUAUCCCGCAGCACUCGGCCCGCCUUCGGUCGACUGCCAAGGCGACUCGCGAGGGUGCCAAGCCGCAGCCCAUGGAGGUGGCCUCGUCGAGCAAUGCUCCCGCGCCAGCGCCGCCCUCUACACAGCCGGCCUCCGGCCUCGCUGCCGAUCCGGCGCUCUCCUCAGUCUACGGCAUCUCGUCGCGGACUGCCGGCGUGCGGAUGCGGCUAAACGGGUCGGCUGCGCUCGGCCUCCUUGCCGCCGCGUACGCCGCCGCGCUUCCAACCGAGGCCAAUCCGUUUGUCUCGCUCCUCUCGUCGCUUCUUGCCUCGCAGCUCUCGGUUGAGCGCCAGGCCGGUGCUCUGAUCCUGGCCCGCUGGGCCCCGAACACCCCCGAUCUCCGCUCGCCGCUCCUCGAUGCUGUCCUCGCCUGCCUCGGGACCAAAGCGAGCGCUGUUCCCCUCUACGGUGAGCUCAUGCUCCUCCUCGAGAGGCUUCGCGCCCAGAUGGGCAACCUGGUGAGUCUCUUCACCUCGCACGGCCUCCCGCAGACCAAGGCAACACAAGCGCUCGCCGGUGCGCCAUCGGCCGAGACUGACGUCCUCGCCGCCGCCGCCUACGUUGCCACCACCGCGUUUGCCGCCAUGGACCGGGACAUGCCGCUGACACGGACCGGCGACGCCGCUGCCGCCCGCACCGCUGCCCAGGACCAGCUCCUCGAGACCAUCGGCUUCCUCCAGAGCUUGCAGGACAAGUUCCACCUGUGCGUACAGGCGACCGCUGCCGGCGCUGCUGUCGCACUUGCCCACUUUCCGCCCAAGCUCAACCCGCUGGUCAAGGCACUUGUCGCCGCCGUCAAGAAGCUCGAUGUGCCCCUGCUGCAGGCCGACGCUGCCGCCCACCUCGUUGCCCUAGUCGAGGCUGUCCUCCCGCGGCUGCCCAAGGGCCCCGCCAAUAAGAUCUGCGGCUCGAUGCUCAACGCGUUGGUUGGCGACCCGGCGACCGUCGCUGCCGCCGACUGGCCUGAGGCUCUCGCCGGCACAGACCGCGAGCCGGCUCUGCUCCCGGCCAACCUUGCGGAGCUUAAUCCGCCCAAGCUGAUCGGUGCCGACGCCGACCGUGCCGCUCGCGCUGCCAUCGGUGCCGCCGCCUUUUUCCACGCACUCGCAGACUCGCUUGGCGCCUCGCUCUUCUCGCUCCUCCCACACCUCGAAACCAAGAUCCUAGCCGCUGGCCUCGCGUCGCCGGCGACCGAGCCGCAGGCCGCCGUCCGCGCCCUUGCACUUCUUGCCACGCUUGCGCCGAAGCUUGCGGUCUCGCCAGAGGUCGAGGCCAAGGUGGCAAGCCUGCUCCCGGGUGUCUUUGCAUGCCUGGUCGUCGCCAACGCGGCUGUCCGCCACGGCGCGUCACGCGCACUUGCCGCGCUUGCUGGCAGCUUUACGCUGACCGUCAUGCAGACCGUCAUCUCCUCUGUCCUUCCGCUCCUCGACGACGGCACGUCGCCGUUGCGGCGGCUGGGCGCGGCAGCAGCCGUCGACGCGCUUGUCGACGCGCUCGGCGACGAUGUGCUCCCGUAUCUCGUCUUUAUCAUUGUGCCGGUGCUCGGGCGGAUGUCGGAUCCUGUUGCCGCCGUCCGCACCGCCAUGGCCAACACCUUUGGCUCGCUCAUCAAGCUCAUGCCGCUCGAGGCGGGCGCGCCGUCGCCCGCGGGCAUGUCGGCCGAGCUUGUUGCCCAGCGGAGCGCCAAGCGGUCGUUCCUCGACCAGCUUCUCGAUCCGACCAAGCUCGAGCCGUACGAGCUCCCGUUUACGCUCAAGGGUGGCAUCACACUCCGCUCGUACCAGCAGGACGGGCUCAACUGGCUCGCCUUUCUCCGCAAGUACGCCCUCCAUGGCGUCCUCUGCGACGACAUGGGCCUCGGUAAGACGCUGCAGACCAUUGCCAUUGUGGCGGCGUCGGCGGUGGAGGCUGCAGCCGCGCCACACGCCACGCCGGCCUCACUCGGCCUGCCGACCCUGGUUGUCGCGCCGACGACGCUCGUCGAGCACUGGGCCAUGGAGAUGACCAAGUUUGUGCCCGAUGGCAUUCUCUGCCCGAUCGCUUUCCGUGGGCCGCCCAAGAAGCGGCUGGAAGCGCUCCGCGGCUGGGUCACCGGUGUCGAUGCCUACGCAGCGUGGAUCAAGGCAGUGCGGAAGGCAGGCAAGAGCGCCAAGGGCGCCAAGGGUGGCAAGGGCGAGCCUGCUGUGGGUGCGCUGCCGCCGCCACCGCCGCCACCGCUCGCGUGGGCGCCACGGGAGCAGCGGCCGUCGCAGGCGCUGCCGGUGGUUGUGUGCUCAUACGAGGUGAUGCGCAACGACGUGGAGCUCCUCUCGCAGCUCCCGUUCGGGUACUGCGUCCUUGACGAGGGCCACGUGAUCAAGAACCCCAAGUCGCUUGUGGCGCAGGCGGUGAAGCGAGUGCCUGCCUCGCACCGGCUCAUUCUUUCUGGCACGCCGAUCCAGAACAACGUGCUGGAGCUCUGGUCGCUCUUUGAUUUUCUCAUGCCGGGCUUUCUCUGGAGCGAGGGGCGGUUCCAGGCUGUGUACGGCAAGCCGAUUGUGGCGUCGCGCGACGCCAAGUGCUCCGAGGCCGAGCAGGAGGCCGGGGCGCUGGCGCUCGAGGCGCUCCACCGGCAGGUUCUCCCGUUCCUCAUGCGGCGGCUGAAGGAGGAGGUACUCGACGACCUGCCGCCCAAGAUCAUCCAGGACGUGUACUGCACGCUCUCGCCGCUGCAACGCGAGCUGUACGCAGCGGUCGACGAGGUCGGGCUUGGCGGCAAGGGCGCGUCGUCCAAGGUCCACAUCUUCCGAACGCUCCAGUACUUGCGCAAGGUGAUCAACCAUCCGACGCUUGCGCUCACGCCGUCGCACGGCAUGUAUGCCGAGGUCAUGGGACGGUACGCGCAGCCAGACAAGGCGCUGCACACGCUGGCACAGGCUCCCAAGCUCAAGGUCCUUGCCGAACUGCUGGAGCAGUGCGGGAUCACCGGCGCACCGGAGACGCGGACAGGCGGCGGCGGGCAUCGCGUCCUCAUUUUCGCGCAGUCCAAGGCGCUGCUGGACCUUAUCGAGAGCGACGUGUUUGAGAGCGUGCUUCCGGGCGUGACGUACAUGCGGCUCGAUGGCUCGGUGGCGUCGUCGAAGCGACAGGCCGUGGUCAACAAGUUCAACUCGGACCCGACCAUCGACGUACUCCUCCUCACGACCUCGGUCGGCGGGCUCGGGCUCAACCUGACCGGCGCCGACACGGUGGUGUUUAUGGACCACGACUGGAACCCGAUGAAGGACCUGCAGGCCAUGGAUCGGGCCCACCGGCUCGGGCAGAAGCGGGUCGUCAACGUCUACCGGCUCAUUGCCAAGGGCACGCUCGAAGACAAAAUCAUGGGCCUGCAGCAGUUCAAGCUCAACGUGGCCAACACCGUGGUCUCGUCCGAGAACUCGUCCAUGCUCACCAUGUCGACGGACCGCCUCAUCGAUCUCUUUGAGCUUGGCGACGACGCGGAAUCCGGCGCCGCCGCAGGCUCGGCCGCGCCAGAAUCCGCCGCCGCCGCCGCCGCCGCCGAGUCGGCCGCCGGCUCGUCGGGCCAGGGUGGCAAGCUGGGCGCCAUCCUCAACUCGUUGGGCGAGCUGUGGGACGACGGCGAGUAUCAGGAUCAGUUUGAUCUUGGUGCGUUUCUGGAGAGCAUGCCUACAAAAGAGUAAACCGGCCUACGACGAA